GCAGGCAUAUGAACAAGUUAAGAGUGAGCUGCAAGAAAGUUUGAAGACAAAAGAGUUGAAGUUAAACUAAAGGAGAAGAAAGAGGAGCAAGAAAGAGCAAGUGGAACCCUAGAGUGAAACAGGAGAUGGAGAGACCUAUUCUGUUCCUCUUCCUCCCAUUAUUUUCCCCCUUUCUACUUUUCUCCCACUUUUUGUGGUGACUUGGAAACUUCUCUGCCUGGAAAUUCAAUAGAAGAUUCUUUUGAUAGCUUUUCUGUCAGUAUUUCACCUCUCCAAACUCCCAUUGAUAUGAGCUGUCUCCAUCAUAUUCAGCUCCAGCCUUUAAUCAUGGGAGCCUUUCUCCUUGUUUUCUUACGUCCCCUGACUUCUCCUCAAUCAACAGAAACCAUGGAUCUUUGUAGAAGUAGAAACUCUUUUGAUAUUUUUCCCUCACUGCUAUAAUCUUUUAGAAGUUUGAGAAAAUAUGGCUUCUGAGCUUCAGUAUAUGACAUACCUUCUGUAACUUUUUGUUUAAAUUUUGGCUGGCUGUGACUUGACUUCGGCUAGACGAAACUACUGGAAAAGAAAAUGAGCGGAUCUUUAGAAAGAAAGAGACUCUCUCAUGCCAAGUCAGGAGUGAAUGCCAGCAUGAUUGAGAUCUGACCAACUGUGUCAAUACUUGACGUGUGGAGGAAGGGCCUAACAUAGUUAACAUCUGCUGAGCUACCAUGGCAGACCCGUCUGCUUUGGUGCCCUCCUCAAUGAUGUCGCUACCACAAGUAAUUGAGUCCACAGUCAUGAGUGAACCCCAGUGCUACUACAAUGAAAACAUUGCCUUCUUUUAUAACCGGAGUGGAAAAUACUUAGCCACUGAAUGGAACACUGUCAGCAAGCUUGUGAUGGGACUGGGUAUUACCGUCUGUAUCUUCAUAAUGCUGGCCAAUCUCUUAGUUAUGGUGGCUAUUUAUGUCAACCGCCGCUUCCACUUUCCUAUUUAUUACUUAAUGGCGAACUUAGCUGCUGCAGACUUCUUUGCAGGGCUGGCCUACUUUUACCUAAUGUUUAACACGGGACCAAACACUAGAAGAUUGACUGUAAGCACCUGGCUUCUUCGCCAGGGUCUCAUUGACACUAGCCUGACGGCCUCUGUAGCCAAUUUGCUGGCCAUUGCUAUUGAGAGGCACAUUACGGUCUUCCGAAUGCAGCUGCAUACUCGGAUGAGCAACCGACGAGUGGUGGUAGUAAUUGUUGUCAUCUGGACUAUGGCCAUUGUGAUGGGUGCUAUACCAAGUGUCGGCUGGAACUGUAUCUGUGAUAUCACUCACUGCUCCAAUAUGGCGCCACUCUAUAGUGACUCUUACUUGGUUUUCUGGGCUGUUUUCAACCUGGUCACUUUUUUGGUUAUGGUGGUCCUAUAUGCUCAUAUCUUUGGGUAUGUCCGCCAAAGGACUAUGAGAAUGUCCAGACACAGUUCUGGGCCCCGCAGAAAUCGGGACACCAUGAUGAGUCUCCUGAAGACCGUGGUCAUUGUGCUUGGUGCUUUUAUAAUCUGCUGGACCCCAGGAUUAGUCUUGUUGCUUCUUGAUGUUUGCUGUCCUCAGUGUAAUGUCCUGGCCUAUGAAAAAUUCUUCCUGCUACUUGCUGAAUUCAACUCUGCCAUGAACCCCAUCAUCUACUCCUACCGGGACAAAGAAAUGAGUGCUACCUUCAAACAGAUCCUCUGCUGUCAGCGCAGCGAGAAUGCCAACGGCCCCACCGAAGGCUCUGACCGCUCUGCUUCAUCGCUCAAUCACACCAUCUUGGCUGGAGUACACAGUAAUGAUCAUUCUGUGGUUUAAAAAGGAACUGAAAGAUCAAAAAGAACCACAGAGAAUUUUUAUUGAUGGAUGAACAAUAACAGGCUAGAAAACCACAUAGAGAGGGCUGGGCACAACGAAAGUAACAAACUCACAAGACAUUCUUAAAUACUAAUGGACUACAGUACUCUCUUUUUGCCAGAAAACCCACCCACGCACAACCCAAGCCAUGUAUGCAGAACUGGCCGUGCUAUAGCCCUCAUCCUUUCUUCUACUUUCUGAAACUAGAAAGCAGAUUCCUUGCAAUGGAAUUCAUAAGUAGCACUAGAAAAGUCUUAUUUAGACUACACUAACUAGACUCUGUCAGAAUAUGCUUUGUCUUGGUGCCAAUUGAAAUCAACUCUGAUUAAUUAAGCGUAUACCUGCUUCACUGCAUUUACAUGUAGACACUUAGUCUUGUUUUUAAAAAAAAGAAUGCAUUUCAUUUAAUAAAUACUUAAUAUUUAUCACCAUCUGCAUGCUUGUGAUGGACAUUAACUGUGCAGGGAGAAAAAAACAUGCUGUAGUCUUUGUAUUCUUAGCGACACUGCCAUAACUACAACAAAACAAAAAUAUUUUUCUAAUACAGGUCACAGGAAAACGAUGGAAAUUCCGACUCUUCCUACCUUCUUUACUGGUGUUAGAGCACACUUGUUCUGUGUGAUGGCGGACUGUUUUAAUUCAGAAAAAGAUGCUCAUUGUAACGUCCGCAGGAAAGUAGAAAAGCAUAGACUGUAUUACAGUGUUUGUUUAGAUUAUGAAAUAAACAGUACUCUAGUCACAAGGUACAGUAGUUAACUUUCUUCUUUGAAGUGUGGUAUUGGAAUAUGUAACAUACACAAAGGGUCCCAAGUUUAUUCAUGGUCAGCUCCUUAGAGCUACAGUCGCGAGGCUAAGCUGACGCACAAGAGUGUUUUGUAAGAUGUAUUUAUGGUAUUGGAGUGUUUUUCUCAUUCAUUGUGGAAUGCAAAGGGAUUUUUUUAAUGCAUAAUAUAGUGUACUUUGUAAACGCUUUUUUAAAAUAUAUAUUUUUUUGCACUGAGUGAGGGACAUUUUUGAGGGUAUCUAAAAAAUUAUUUACUCUUCAUCUCAUAAACAGUAGUUACUUGGAGCUACGGUACAAUUUUAUUUUUUAAUGAGACCAAAUAGAUAAUCUGUCAAACAAUUGAAACCUCCAUUAUGGUAAGCCAGCCAAAUAGCUGGACAUCUCAUACAUGGCUACUUUUAAGAAGAGAUACCACCUGUCCAAAUAUAAACUCCUAUGAAUUAUUAAAUGCUAAUGAAAAGCCAUAGUCUGCCAUCAAAUAAAUUUUAUGAAGAAGAGAUCUUUGUAUUAAAGAACUUGGGACCUUUGUAUGCCAAAUUACUUGUUUGUGUGAGUGCGCCCAUGUGUGCAUAACAAUGUAAUGGACCAUAACUAAAGUUCACGACAGGCUGUUUUCCAUGUUGUUAGAUGCCUAAAUAAUAACUUGCUUGAGGUUUAUCAGUCAGUGUAAUGCUCUGGAAUGUUGCGUAACCGGUGUUGGGAUACUGUCAUGAGGCUAUUGUGCAGAGGUGGAUAGAGUAUUUAGAUUUAAGAAGGAUGCCUGAAAAAGGGAAGUCAGCACUAAGGAGGCAGAGAGAGUGUAAAGUUGCCUCUGUGUGUGUGUGUGUGUGUGUGUGUGUGUGUGUGUGUGUGAGAGAGAGAAAUCAAUGGGAGUUUUGCCAUUGACUUCAGUGGAGCCAGGAUUUUCACCUGUAAUGUUUAGCAGGUGUGCAGGGGCUGUGUGAAAGUGGGGGAGAUGAGAGCGGGCAGGUGGGCUUAGAGAAGGUGUCCAGGGAUCACGUGUCAGUUAAACAAGGGAUGGAUAUUUACGCUUACUUUGUACAAAACACAUAUCGCUAUAUUCUUUACUGAGGUUGAGAACAAAUGAACUCAUGAUUUUUCACGCAUGUAACUACAAUGAGAACUAGAAGAUGGGCUGUUUGAACUUAACGGGGGGAAAAAACCCUCCACACUAAGCCACUAAUAAAGCUUUCUCAAUGAGU
Malaclemys terrapin pileata is the source of this 3842-nucleotide messenger RNA. It is a transcript of the gene LPAR1, whose product is annotated as lysophosphatidic acid receptor 1. Lineage: Eukaryota; Metazoa; Chordata; Testudines; Emydidae. Gene Ontology annotation, biological process: neurogenesis; phospholipase C-activating G protein-coupled receptor signaling pathway. Gene Ontology annotation, molecular function: lysophosphatidic acid receptor activity. Gene Ontology annotation, cellular component: membrane. The transcript has 4 exons. The record is from RefSeq and is a predicted model, not a curated record. Bases 708 to 1817 code for a protein of 369 amino acids.